Messenger RNA from Drosophila eugracilis, 3456 nucleotides. RefSeq names its product chymotrypsin-like protease CTRL-1. The record is from RefSeq and is a predicted model, not a curated record. Gene Ontology annotation, biological process: proteolysis. Gene Ontology annotation, molecular function: serine-type endopeptidase activity. Bases 110 to 1648 code for a protein of 512 amino acids. NCBI's taxonomy places the organism in Eukaryota, Metazoa, Arthropoda, Insecta, Diptera, Drosophilidae. The transcript is spliced from 9 exons.
UGUAUGCGCAACCCUUAUCUUACGCUUUCAACACUCGUAUCAGCUUCAUUCGAAAGAGUCGCUUUCUGUGCUUUGGUCAGCUCGGUUGUGGAUUUUGUUUCUCGUAAGCAUGCUGGAACGUCUAGCUGGGAUUGCUUGGAUCAUUUUGCUUCUUUGUCACCGGGGCGGAUCCGAGUUAUUAGAACAAAAUUGUGGAACUGGAAAGGUGUACUCGUAUAGGAUUCACAACGGCGUUAAUGCAACUCAUUAUGACGCUGCCUGGUUGGUAGCCAUUACAAAUGCCACGCACUUCUUUUGUGGUGGCUCUCUGAUUCACAGACGCUUUGUUUUGACUGCUGCGCAUUGCUUAGUUCAUAAAGAUAAAUUAUUCGUGCACUUGGGAGCGCUCGACCUAACCAAGCCGGCGGAUACGAAAGCGGUUGCUACAAAAUAUAUACAUCAUUUAUAUAAGGGUUAUGAUGGGAAUGAUAUUGGGCUGCUUAAACUGACCAGCAGUGUCAACUACGAUGUCAAUAUUCAUCCAAUCUGCAUCGUUUUAGAUAAGCGUUUUAGGGGAUAUGUUGACUCAAUGAAAACGUUCAAGGCCUUUGGCUGGGGAUCAACAGAAAAAGUUUUGCAAAGCAGAUUUCUUCAAAAAAUCAGACUUAACCAUUUACCUCUAUACGACUGCGAUUUGGAAACCCAACCAAAUGGCAGUUCGAAGCAGCUUUGUGCCGGUUCCCUUGCCGGAGACACUUGUGAUGGUGAUUCUGGUGGCCCAUUGACAAACAGUGUCAACUUUACAGUCAUCGGGCAUCGUGAAGUACAAUUCGGUAUAGUAAGUUAUGGCAGGGUAAGCUGUGAUGGUCCAGCGGUUUAUACUGAUGUAACAAGUUAUGUGGAUUGGAUUCAGAAUACUAUUAAGGAGUAUGAUACUGUUGAUGUUGAUUCGUCAAUGAUCCCGCAUGUGCCCUUUAAGUCUGUAAAGGCUCAAGAUAAGUGGUUGUACACGGAUUGUGGUGGCGAUACCAUAGCAUCGUAUUUACAGGCUAAGAUUUAUGGAAUUAAUUUCUUGGGACAGGGUGUACUGAUAACAGACCGAUUUGUCAUUACAAAUGCCAGAGGCUUGCCAGCAAAUUAUAUUUCCUUAGAAGUGAGCGUAUUAGGGAUGCAAAAUGAAUAUGAAUCCUACAGAGUUCAGUCCGCCUUCAAGCACCCGCAGUACUCAAGCGUCUUCAAUGAUAUAGCCCUAAUAAAACUAGAUCGAUCGGUGACGGGUCCAGACGGAAUGAAACCAAUUUGCAUGCUGGCCAACGUAAUGGACCGGCAGAAUGCCGAAUCUAGUCCAUACGUCACUCUAUUACACUUUGUGGAAUCCAACGACAGCUUUAAAGUAUUUGAAUAUAGCGCUGCACUGGUUGAUCGCAACGAUUGUUCAUAUAGAGCCCAUGUACAUAUCGAAUCGAAUCAACUUUGUAUUGAAAGCCCUCGCGGAAUGAAUCAGAUUUAUGGAAAUCCAGGCGACAUUCUUGGCAGCAGGGUUAUGGAUUCGGGAAAGGAACGUCUCGCCGUGUUUGGCCUUGUUAGCUAUUCAUGGAAUGGUCUGAUCGUUCUUACAAACGUUAUGAGGCAUACGGAUUGGAUUGCGACUAUAGUGAAAAAUAAUUAGUAUUGGUCUUUACUCAUCUUUUAUUAAUGUAAUGUACUCCUUUUAUAUUCUAUAUACCCAUAUUCCAUAUUCAUAUAUCGUUUAAUAUGUCCUGCAUGCAUUGUGAACGAAAAUAUAUAUUUUUUAUUUAUUAUAAUUUAUAUAUUAUUAUUAUUUUAUAUUUAUUUAUAAUUAUUAUAGAUGUUAAUUAUAAAAAUCAUUGACGUUAAGUGUAAAAGCUAUCAUCACAGAUCGCCCUGAUUGUAUUAAUGUCCUAUUCUUGUAUGGUAUAAGGGUGUGUUAUAUUCGAUGAAAAGUAUGUAUUGUAAUAACGUGCAAAAAUGAGUACGUGUUUGCAACUAUUUAAUGCUGACUCGCAUGAUAAGAAAUUUAUAAGAAAAACCAGUAAGCUCAACAAUUUGUAUUCUGAGUACACACAUAUUUGUAAUACAUUGCGUUAGGAAAUGAAGACGAAAACAACUCGCAUGAGCAAUCAUGUUAUGUUUAUUUUGAAGAUCUUUAGAAAUUAAUAAUUAUUUCAUUUAUUUAAAUAUUUUCCUUUGGUAUAAUUCCUUAUUAUACAUAUUUUGAUCACAAUUAUAAUCGCUCAAUCGGCUUGUAUGCUUCCAAUUUACAUAAAUGAGCAAAGUAUUUAAAAACAAUAUACACCGAUGAGAUCGGCAACGGUGCGGAUUCUAAUACUGUUAUCAAGAGUGGCUGUGGAUAUUAAAAAUUAUUUAAUUGAAUUCACCAACAUAAACAAUCAUUUAUUUAAUAAGGACCAUAUAUCUUAAGUUUUAUGUUUUAUGUUAUGUUUUUUAAACUCGUUAAUGAUCUAAUGGAAAUUUGUCAAAACUACCAAUCCCAAACCUGCUGUAAUUAAUGGCUCCAAAAAUAUAAUGAAGCGGAACAAAAAAUGAUUUGUAAGGUUUAUUUAGUUAUUAGUUAUGGUCUAUAACAUCAGGCAAUUACUUAUUUAUAAUUGUCACACUGCCAAAGUCAUAAAAAUCAUGAAAGCUCAGUGCUCACUUCGCAAUGAUCGCGUUCAAACUAUCAACAGUGAUCGUCCUGAUUCUGUUUUUAUAUGAAGUAAGCUGAAUCGGAUUUUAAACCACGAAAUAAAAAACGAUCUGAUUAUAAAACAUUUUGUUUAGGUCGAAUGUAAAUUCGAGUUUACUAACAUAAUAUGUACCUCAUUGGACAAGGAAUUUAUGGAUUUCGAUGCAUGCUUCCUGAAAUCAAAAAAUCGGACCUAUAAGUUUAUGACUUUGAGGACAAAAAUUUUCCAGUUACCAUUUAACGACUUAGUGGUAAGGAUUGAGUUGCUAAAGAGGAUGAAUGGUUAUAAACCGUUUCUCUACAACCUGACGACUGAUUUGUGCGAAUAUUUCAAGGGAAGGCGACAUCCAGUGGUUCGAUUCUUCUACGAACUUUUUGCCCAAUAUUCCAACCUGAACCACACUUGUCCAUACAAUCACGAUAUAUAUGUGAAGGAGCUGCCUAUCAACUUUUUGGAUCCUCAGGUGACAGUUGCUCUCCCGUUUCCGGAAGGGGAUUACUGCGUGCAUACAGUUUACACAAUACGUGGUCGACCGCGUAUGAAGCUUAAAGUUUGUGCUACAAUUUACUAAAACUAUAUCGUUUAACAAUGAAAGUAAACUGCUAUUUAGAGAGGUUUAACUUCCAGUUAUUCAAGUUGUUUUCGUUUUUCUCUCUCACCCAUUACAACUAGUUAAAGUUGAAGGGUUUGCCCUUUUAGUUAACAUAAAACUUUUCGUGAUGUACUUACCAUUUCUUCCAGACUUUCUUAUUGGUUACAAAACUUCUAC